This is a messenger RNA of Perca fluviatilis (European perch), 3798 nucleotides long. RefSeq names its product calneuron 1 (gene caln1). Bases 600 to 1256 code for a protein of 218 amino acids. Gene Ontology annotation, molecular function: calcium ion binding. The record is from RefSeq and is a predicted model, not a curated record. The transcript has 6 exons. Lineage: Eukaryota; Metazoa; Chordata; Actinopteri; Perciformes; Percidae.
AUUAAGGCAAUCAAAAUUAAACGCAGCCAAUCGCUGCUCUCCUGCUCGAGUGCGUGUUGAUUUGGGUUGGAGCGUCUCCUUUAGUCACCGGUCUGCUGUCAUCAAUCCUUCCGACGCUCGACACGUGCGUGUGGAUCUGCAGUCAAUGGAUUUUUACUUUGAGUCAACGCACCUGUGCAGUGAAAGGUUUUUUUUUCUGAAUAGACUUUAAUAUCCGUGAACAAAAACGAAUACGACGUGGAAUAAGAGAAGAAAUAACAUUAAGGAUGAGAGUUUGGUGAAAAGUGCAACUCGAUUGAAUGCGCGGUGCGCUGCUGCAGGACUUCAAAUCAGAAAAAUAACACACACACACACACACACACACACACACACACACACAAACCAACCGGUGUGACCUUUCGUCUUUUUACGAUGGGAAGAGAUGACCGCACUGCUCUCCCAAAAUAAAAAGGUACUAAUAACACAACAAUCAAUACGGAUCGAUCAACGAGGUUGAUUGAGGGGUCCACCUCAAGUCUCUAAACUGGAUCCUACUGCUUGCAUCGAUCAGCGGAUUUGAUUGGUCACCUUCAGACACUUAACACCCUCAAAGGGAGAAGAUGCCGUUCCACCAUGUGACGGCAGGCCUGCUCUACAAGGGGAACUACCUGAGCCGCUCGCUGUCGGACAGUGACAGCGAUGUGCUGGCCAGCAUCUCCGUGGAGGAGCUUCAUGAGAUCCGGGAGGCGUUUAAGGUGCUGGAUCGUGAUGGGAACGGGUUCAUUUCCAAACAGGAGCUUGGUAUGGCCAUGCGCUCUCUGGGCUACAUGCCUAGUGAGGUAGAGCUGGCCAUCAUCAUGCAGAGACUAGACAUGGAUGGUGAUGGACAAGUUGAUUUCGAGGAGUUUAUGACGAUCCUUGGACCCAAACUCCUGUCGUCUGAAACGAGAGAAGGCUUCCUGGGCAGCACAAUAGAUACCAUCUUCUGGCAGUUCGACAUGCAGAGAAUCACUCUGGAGGAGCUGAAACACAUCCUGUUUUACGCCUUCCGCGACCACCUCACCAUGAAGGACAUUGAGAACAUCAUCAUCAACGAGGAAGAGAGCCUGAAGGAAAACUCUGGGAACUGUCAGACAGAGUUUGAGGGAGUUCACCCUUCAAAGAAGAACCGUCAGACGUGCGUGAGGAAGAGCCUCAUCUGCGCUUUUGCCAUGGCAUUCAUCAUCAGCGUCAUGCUCAUCGCGGCCAAUCAGAUGCUGAGGAACGGCAUGGAGUAGCUGCGCCCACUGUGAGCGGGGAACAAGCCAGCCUGCAUGUGCAUGCCAGUGGGUGUGGUCAUUUCCCUGUUGAUAGGAAAAGAACUACAAGGAAUAACACUUAAAAUAACCAUCGACAAAGUCCAUUUUAAAAAUGAUUUUUAGUUUUUUUGAAUGAGUGGCACCUCACCACCUGACAUCCAAUGAAACUGUGAAGCCAGCAUGAGGAGUCUUGCAGGACUCCUCCCCCUUUACUCUGUCAGGGACAUUCAAGGGCUGACAUUACACAUAAUACGCUGUCGUGUCUGUUUCCCUGAUGCAAUAACAAAAAUUGAGUGCAGGAGAUCAGAGCUACUUGCUUUUCCAAGCAGGCCAGAUGUGACUGCAGAUGUGUCACCCACCAGGAGUCUGAUGAGCUACCAAGGCUGCAGUCUGGGCCCUGAAAGGGAAUUAGAGAAGUCCUCGCUGCCACUCAAGUAUCUGUACGCGUCAGGCCACAUCUCCUGCAGCUCCCAGGGCGCUAUGAUACUCCAGCUCUCCGACUUUCUAUUUUCAACUACUGCGUCUGUGGGCUGAAGUGCCGGCAUCAGUUCAUCAGCCCCACACACCAAGCAGUCAAGUGAACAAAAUGUUAAAUGGUAACUCCAGAAGUGGUGUUUUGUCCUCCUGAUAUUCAUGAAUAAACACAGAAGCUCUGGAAGUUUUGGUUUUAGAUUGCCUCUUUCUCCUCAACGCUGUUGGGUGUAUAUAUAUAUAUAUAUAUAUAUAUCAUCUCUCGUGGUGUUCAGUGCACUCCAGGAGUUAUUUUGCAAGGUGAUUGAAUUCAACUUUCUCUCAGUCAGCAUUGUUUCUGCCUCAAUUGGUUAUUUCCUACGUUUCCCAAAAUUACUUUGGACAACCCCCAGAGAAUAAAUUGUGAAACUUUGCAUUCGAAGACAAUCGUAAGAUCAAAAUAGCAAGAGGUUUUCCAGUCAACAAAACUUGAAUUGAACCUUUUACUCUACAUGCAUGUCUUGUGGCCAUGAUGCAUUCUGGUUCCCUGACAGAUUUGAGAGACCUGCAUGUAUGUUGGUGCCAUUACUAAAUUAAGCUGAUACUUAAAAAAAUUUCAUAUUAGUUUGAAAAAGUAUGUGAUACCACAUCAUCUGCAGUGGCCAGUCAUCCUUGGAAAUAAAAACAAUUGACUUAGGGAUCGAAGGCAUAUCACCACCAACACAGGACUAUCUUUGAACAGUGUUGAAGUGCUUCAGGGUGGAUUUUGUUUUGUCCUUCAAAUCCCAACAAAUAUACUUAAUGAUUUACAGCUUAGUGCUGUGAAAAGUUGAAUCCCCUUUAGUUUCCUGCAAAAGUUAUUGCGCUCAAAAACAACUCUAAAGUCAAAUAAUUUAAACGUUUUGCCUUUUGUCUGUUUUAUUAUUUGUUUACUUUAUAUGAAGUUAUACUAAUUUCUUAAUGUAGGAGUUUUGAUCAGUUUCAUAAAUUUCAUAUAUAACAUUAAAAUAAAAAGGUGUGCAAAACUAAGGCAUCAUUUGAUUUGUCCUCUAUUUUUAUUAAUAUUUCAUUUUUCAUUUCAGUUUUUUUUAUUACAAAAACAACUCUUAAUCCAUUAAUGUGUGACUCUUACUGCACUUAAAAAAAUUGAAAUGAAUUCAUCCUUCAACCAAAAUUCUGCAACGAUUUCUUACGCAAAAAUGCAAAAAGAAAAAAGUGUAUCAGUGACAUGCAUACUUUUUUAUUUACUUUCUUUCAUUUUUUUAAACAUGAAACUGUUCCAAUUUGUGUGAUAGAAGACAAUGCAAAGACCACAGAUGAAGAAUUUUGAACCAUGACAAAUUCUGUAAAAAAUUAGGGGCCUUGCAAACUUUCUCACAGCACUGAAGGAUUUCACGACACAUCUUGACUGGUUAAUUCUCGCGGAGGUCGGCUCUGAGCUCCUGCACUGACUCUCAUCUCAACAUGUAAACCCAGCCAGGGGUCACAAACACCCAUGUUAUCAAGUGCAUGCGAUCAAGUCAGUGUCUUCUGUAAAUACUGUAACCCACGUCUGAAGUGUCUCAAGUGUCUGUUGAAGGUGUACAGUAUCUCUGAAUGUGCAUGACUGUCGGUGCUCUCUGCUCACUGGGGUUCAGAGGUGCAGGGAGGGAGAUCAGCAGAUAGAGAGGCACCUGCAUCAUUACAAACACGUCAGACGCAGGUGGCAAAGGCCCUUUCUGCUCCCUCUGAACACUCUUGCCAAAGCCAUAGAAUUCCGCAGAGGUGGACCAGACAACACAUUUCCCUGUUCCUACGUGGAAAUACAAGAUCAAUCUGGCAUUUUGUGGCAGAAAUGUGUCCGUCAUGUCUGAUUUAAUUUGUCCUUGUUAUUGUUUUUGCACUGUACCUGUCAUCCAUUUUGGUGAAAUGAAAAGGAGCGCUUUAUGUUUGUGUGAGAGUGCCAUCUAGAGGUCAAGUGAGUGCGCAUUGUCCCUGUUGUUGUCCCACUACAGUGUGUGUUGUUAGCAUUAUAUUCACAAUGUCUGGCAAUUGUUGAUCUUAAAUGUUAAAAUAUGACGAUUUCUAUGUA